AUGAGGCGCAGACAUACAGUGCAACCAUUGGCCGAUUUGCUGGAAAAAGGCCAAUGGAUUCAGAACAAGUUUUCGAGCGUAUGUUUGCUUGCUUCGUUAUCCGCAUUGUUCUGGUUUUGUCUGCUGUACUUCAAUCUGGUGGUGAUUGGCGGCAAUUAUAAGGCUGGUGAAGUUUCUGCUCAAUCGGAAUUGAAUUUCAUCGAUUUUGAAUCGAGGAAUCUCCUGCCUGUUCUUCCCAAUCCUUCCUCUGUCAUUCCGAACACCCGUCGUUCUGGAUUUUACUCCGACGCCGGAGAACUGCUCGACGAUGAAUCGACAGGUGAAUUCGCGAAUCCUGUGAAGAAUUCGGAUAUUAAUCGGUUCCAUAACAGAGACGAUGAGCUGAAUCAGGGGAUGAUUAAGAAGGCGUAUCCAUUUAUGCGAGCACUAACGACAGUAGAAAACAAAAGCGAUCCAUGUGGAGGAAGGUAUGUCUACGUCCACAAUCUUCCCCCAAUGUUCAACGAGGAAAUGCUCACAAACUGUAAGGAUCUAAAUCCAUGGGAGAACAUGUGUAAGUUUUUGAUAAACAGUGGUCUCGGAUCUCCAUUAGAGGAUAAAACAGGGGUGUUCUCAGAGACAGGAUGGUAUGCUACAAAUCAGUUCAUGUUAGAUGUGAUCUUCCACAACAGGAUGAAGCAAUACAAGUGCCUAACAAAUGAUUCCUCCAUUGCUGCAGCUAUCUUCGUGCCAUUCUACGCAGGAUUCGACAUCUCCCGGUACCUCUGGGGGCACAACAACAUAUCAACUAAAGAUGCGGCAUCUCUUGCAUUAAUCGAUUGGCUGACGAAGAAGCCCGAAUGGAGCAUAAUGGGAGGAAGGGAUCAUUUCUUCGUCGGAGGCAGAAUAACAUGGGAUUUUAGGCGAAUGAGUGACCGAGAAGGGGAUUGGGGCAACAAGCUUCUUUUAUUACCGGCAGCCAAGAGAAUGUCGAUGCUUGUAGUGGAGUCGAGCCCUUGGGACUCAAUUGAUCAAGGGAUUCCAUACCCCACCUACUUCCACCCUGCAAAGGACGGCGAUCUGAUCGCUUGGCAGCGCCGGAUGAGGACAAUGCAGAGGAAGAAUCUCUUCUGUUUUGCAGGCGCGCCGCGGCCGGGAAGUUCCAAAUCCAUCCGAAGCCAGAUUAUGAAACAAUGCAACAGUUCCAAGAUGUGCCGAUUGUUGGAGUGUAUUCAGCAUAGGGAUAGCAAAUGCUAUUCUCCCACCAAUGUCAUGGAUAUGUUUCAGAAAUCAGUUUUCUGCCUGCAACCUCAAGGGGAUUCCUACACUCGAAGAUCUACGUUCGACUCAAUCCUCGCCGGCUGCAUACCUGUCUUUUUCCAUCCAGGCUCAGCCUACGCUCAGUACACAUGGCAUCUGCCCAAGAAAUACUCCCAAUACUCGGUCUUCAUUCCGGAGGACGAUAUUCGCAAGAACAUAAGCAUAGAGCAGAGGCUGAGGCAAGUAUCUGCAGAGGAAGUGAAAAGAAUGAGAGACGCCGUGAUAGAUCUAAUUCCGAAAGUUAUAUAUGCAGACCCUCGAUCUAAACUCGAGACGUAUAAAGAUGCAUUCGACAUAUCUGUCGAGGCAGUCAUCGACAAGAUCACCAAGAUGAGGAAGGACAUAAUCAGUAGGCAAAUAGACAAUCAGAUUUUGGAGAUUAGUUCCAAAUAUGCUGCCAUGGGAGAAGGCCAAGGAUUAUGGUCUAAUGAAUGGGAUUCAUAUUUCUCAAAUUCUCAGAAAAAUGAGGCCAAGUCGAGGUAUUAA
Messenger RNA from Andrographis paniculata, 1785 nucleotides. Its product is annotated as xyloglucan galactosyltransferase KATAMARI1 homolog. The transcript has a single exon. The record is from RefSeq and is a predicted model, not a curated record. Lineage: Eukaryota; Viridiplantae; Streptophyta; Magnoliopsida; Lamiales; Acanthaceae. Gene Ontology annotation, molecular function: glycosyltransferase activity. Bases 1 to 1785 code for a protein of 594 amino acids.